CGCACAGAGACUUAAGCGUGUUUACAAAAUGGCAAAAGGAGAGAAACAUUUCUGAUGUUGUCCUCUAAGGCUCCCCUUUUAUUUCCACUUCCUACUUCCUGUUUCCAGCCUGGCUCUGCAAUCAGUCUAUUUCAGCUAUGGACAGGUACUUCCUGUUUCUGUGAACUUGACGGCAGCCCUCGAAGGUUCAGCUAUCAUGCCUGUUAGUUUUGGGACCUUGUAACCCUCCAGAACCCACCCUCCCAACUCCCUCACCACCCCCCUUUCACCUCCCUUGUCUAAUCCACAAAAGAGCUUCACGAAAAUGGAGGCUCGUGAAUCAGCUGCCGCUGGGCAGAAGUGCCCAAAUAAAGAACCAGUAAAGGACAAGACGCCUCUGCAAAGAAAGUGGGCCUCUGAGCCUUCUGCAACCACCAAACGAAGCACUUUUGCUGACCCGGAGGCAAAACAUCGGGAGAGUUUGCCGUGCGGUGCCACCGGGGGAUCAGCGCCCCAGCAGAAGUACGGAAUCACAGGGAAUACUGGGAAGCUGCUAUCUGGACCCUCCGCAGUUGGGGCCAUAGGAGGCCCGCCAUCUCAAGACCCCCAAGGGCCCUUUGCUCAGGGGUUCCCGAGGGGAUACGCCUACCAGCUGGGCCAGCCGUACCCUCAGCACCCUCAAACUGAGCGCUUCCUCUCAGGAGCCAAACCACAGCCAGGCCUCGAGCCUCACGCCUGGCCAUUUGCCGGCCAGUUGCCCUCAGAUGAUUUAUACCCUGUAGGACACCCAGGACACACUCACCCACACGGAGUUGGGGCAGGGAGGUUUCCACGGCAGAAAUCUCCCAGUUUACCCAGCUCCUUUGGACAGUAUUCUCAGUCAGGCCCCGAGCCUGGAGAUGAGUGCUGCGGCAAAAAAGAGCAAAAACCGAAAAAACCCGGAAAGUACAUCUGUCACUACUGUGGCCGAGCUUGCGCCAAGCCUAGUGUCCUGAAAAAGCACAUCCGCUCACAUACUGGAGAGAGGCCAUAUCCCUGCGUACCCUGCGGCUUUUCCUUCAAAACCAAGAGCAACCUUUACAAACAUCGCAAGUCCCAUGCUCAUGCCAUAAAGGCUGGACUCGUACCAUUUUCAGAGCUAGCUGUGGCGCGCAGUGGGGACAUGGACCAGGCGUCCCCAGUGGGCGAAGCUGAGGUCCACUCAGAUGGAGAGCAGAGCACUGACACAGAUGAGGAAGGUGUGGAGGGCUCGACCAUGCUGACCGACAAAGACAGCCCCAUCCCACAGCUGUCCUUUGAAGCUGACAAGAAUACAGGUGGUGUGGAACCAGCAUAUGCAGAUUCAGCUGAAGAAUUGCCCGUGGGGUCUAUGAAAGUGCCUAUUCUUAUUGUCCCCAAGUCGGGGGGAGUCCCCUCCACAGGGAUGGAGUGCCCACCCUUUCAAGACAUAAAAGCAUCACACCACAUGUUGGCGUCGCAGGCUGGCAGAAGAGUACAUUCACUGGAUGACUCCCCCACCAUCAAACAGCGACUGGCUCUGAGACUGAAUGAGAAAAAAGGCCAGGAUCCUGACUCUGCCAUGUCCCAGUCCCUGAACCUCCUCAGUCCUCACAGCAAGGGCAGCACAGACUCUGGCUACUUUUCCCGCUCUGAGAGUGCAGAGCAGCAGAUCAGCCCUCCGAAUACUAAUGUAAAGACGUACGAAGAGAUUAUGUUUGGUCGGACUUGGUACUACCGACCCAACUCCAGAUCUAGACAGUCUAUCACGGUGGGUAUGGCUGGGGCGGACCCGAGCAGCCUAGCUAGCUUAAAGCAACCAGGUGCAAUUCUGGACAUGGGGAAGAUAUCUGAGGAUCAUAUCUGUUUCAGAGGGGAUGUAGGAAUCUCUGGAGAUCCCAAGCAGUAUCCAACAGGACCUUGUCAGAGCAGUACAGGGCUUCUGGAGCCUCCAUCGGAUUCAGGAACCCUUAUUAGGAGUAACUCCAUGCCAACUUCCUCCCCUCCUAACCUAAGUGUCCCUCCAGCAAUUCGAGGCAGCCACUCCUUCGAUGAGAUGAUGACGUCUGAUGAUGUGUUUUACCCACCAGGGCUUCGCAGACUCAGAAGGCAGGCCGCAUUCGAACAUUCAGCCAAUGAAGCCCACGUAGGAGAGGCUGAGGGCUACGGACAUAUGCCUAAGACUUUACCUUCAUCUCUGGGUAUGAAGAUUAGUGAGCGACCCCCGGGAGUCCCAGAGCACGUUGCCUAUAGCCCAUAUGGUACUAAAGUUAGCAUGUCAGAAAUCGCCACAAGAAAAAGAAGGAAAGAGAAGAGUGUUGGGGACGAGGAGGACAGCCCUGGACACUGUGACAGUAGCUGUAGUGGUUCAGUAGAGAUGAUGGGGGACUAUGAAUUUAAAGGUAGUUUUGAUGGGUCCAGAGGAACCCCAACAGGGAAGGGCUCUCUUCACAGUGCUCACAGCCAGUCUGACAGCUUUGACACCUGUGCCAGCAUGUGCUCUGAGGACAUUGCACUGUUUACUGACUCUGAGGGGAGGAAGGCAGCUGGGAAUGUUAUAUCAGUAAUCCAGCACACCAACUCCCUCAGCCGGCCAAAUUCCUUUGAGAAGUCAGAGUCCUUUGAGCAGCCAGGUUAUCAGCCUUCAGAAAAAGCUCCAUCUAGCCAGUACUCUGAACAGUCCGACACAGAGAUCUUUGAAGAUGCUCUGAGUCCUGAGUCUGCCCUUUUGAGGACGGAGAGUAUGGAGCAGCAGCUGCAGAGUGACAGUGACAUGGCCUCCCUCUCAUCUUCAUCAGCUGCAGCUUCACCUGGCCAGCCUUAUCACAUCCCACACAAACUAGUCCGGCAACCCAACAUCCAAGUUCCUGAAAUCAGGGUGACGGAGGAGCCAGACAAGCCUGAGAAAGAUACCGAAGCUCCAAUGACCAAGGAACCGGAGAAGCAGCAGCAGCAUGUGGAGGAGUUCCAGCUGCCACAGAGGAGUGACACUCUCUCCCAGAUGCCAUCAGAAAAGCUCCCACCUAAGAAGAAGAGGCUGCGCCUCGCGGAUAUGGAGCACUCGUCUGGAGAGUCUAGCUUUGAGUCGACCUGCACCAGCCUUUCUCGCAGCCCCAGUCAGGAGAGCAACCUGUCCCACUCCUCUUCCUUCUCCAUGUCCUUUGACAGAGAUGAAGGCCUCAAGUCUGGCUCACCUACCAAACAGGAUGACUCGUCGGCCCCCGGUGGUGGAGCUAAACAGUCGGAGUUCCUCACGGUGCCUGGUAGUGGUCAUUCCAGCCACCAGCAGCAGAGGGAGAUGAGGAGGUCUUCAUCGGAACAGGCACCAUGCACACUGCCCACAGAGUUGCCUGAAAUGCGCAGCAAAUCCUUUGACUAUGGAAGCCUGUCCUCGUCACGACAGGGAGAGCUUUACUCCAGUGCCUCUGCAAUGAAGGAACGGCGGCGUGGAUAUCUUGUUCGACAGGCUUCAUUGAGUGUUUACCCAGAGGCAGUCACUCAGGAACCAGGGGGUGCUGAGAUGUCAAUCAAACAGGAGAGCUUGGAACAGGGCGUGUGGUCUGGCCCGACAGGAUCCCCACACAGCAGCAUCGAUGUGGCCAGCCGAACCAAGAGAGUUGGCAGUAGUCCUGGUGGAUCUCACCAACACCAACAGCACCACCAGCAUCUACUCCAGCAGAGUAUCAGUGAGGACAGCCUGCAGGACGAGCCUCUCUAUGGCAGGUCCCAGCAGCAUCGCCUGCAGGCCCAGGGUUCGUCAUCUGAGGGGGAACAUCCAUGUCACGAGGUCAUGAACAAGGAAGGCAUCCAGCAGUACCAAAGCAGUCCCCCCUUCCUUUCUUUCCAGCAACCAGGUCUAUUCUGGAAUCAGGAGGCUAGUCCGACGCCCAGACCGCAGCUGACCCUCCAAGCCCAACAACAACUCCAGAAACUACACAUCAGAUCUCCGGGCAACCUACCUGGACACUCACUCCACAAACAACAGCAGCUUCACUCCCUGCAGCAAAUCCAUGAACAGCCACAUGAUGGAAAACCGGAAAAUCCAAGCUCUCAGAUGUACCCUGCUUCUUUCUCAUCUCGCAGCUCCCCUCUAUCCCAUCAGCAACCACAAAACUUUGCCUCUCUCUCCUCUAAGCUCCCCCUGCCCAGCUCCACCAACACCUCCAUGCUUCUCCAGCAGAUGCAACCUGUCUUUGCCACCCAGAACCUGAGCUCCCAAGCCUCUCUGCCCGGUAUAUUAGUUCCUGUGCGGAUCCAAACCCAUGUGCCAUCGUUUGGUAGUGUUAUGUACACCAGUGUUAGCCAGCUGAUAACUACCCAUGGCAGCGGAGCACACGGUGUAGGCUUAGCCAGGCCAGGCGGUGCUGACAGCAGCAACAUGUCUCCUCCAGUUGGCGUUAUGAAUGUCAGUAAACCCCCUGGAGGAGUUGGAGGAGGCAUAAGUGGAUCAGGGUUCAACCUAUCACACUUCUUGGGACAGACUGAUGGGGCAGUGCUACGCUAUCCAAACUGGAAGGGUCCAGAUUCACUGCCAGAGCAACGUGUGAACACAGGGAUCCCGCUGUCACUAACGUCAGGCACCAUUUCCACCACAGACGCCUCGGGAUCUGGCAUCGGAGGCAGCAAACGAAUGCUUUCUCCUGCCAGCUCUCUGGAGCUCUUCAUUGAGACUAAGCAGCAGAAAAGAGUGAAGGAGGAGAGGAUGUAUGGACAGAUUGUUAAGGAGAUGGGUGCUGUUGAGCUGAGUGGGACUGAAACCAGUAGCAAGCCUGAGAAGGAUCCAGGCAGAGCUCAUCGAGCUCCUCUUAAGAGCGAAGGCUCUAUGGAUGAUUCUGAAAGGAUGUCUUCUUCUCCUCCACUAAGCGACUUUCCUGUUGCCACCAAAAUUGCCAUUCCCGUGCGCUCCUCUGCCCCCCACCUCCCGGAUGUACCCCGGGCAGAGAGCUUCACCCCUCCUCUCCAGAUUGUCACAGAUCGUUCUCCAGCUUCAUGCGGCCGGGACUCCCCAGAGGAGCUCGAUGUGGACGAUUCAGCCCCAGACCCGAGCUCCAGCCCCCACUCCAUGGUCUCCUGCAACGAUGCUGAGGACGCGGACAACUCCAAGCAUCCCACAUCCAGUAAACUCCCUGUUAGCAUGCUGGUUCAGCUAGCUGCCAACCAAAGUCCAGGAUUAUCCGGAGCAGUGGGUCAGACUCUGCUCGUCACGGAUGUAGCCGACGUCCAGCAGUUUUUCCAGUUCCCGAGCCUUCGCACCAUGAGCAGAGUCAGCUGGUGUUUCUUGAACUACACCAAACCCAACAGCACCCAGGCUGCCGUGCGAAGCUCCGUCUACAACUCGUGGUGUGUGAGCUCAUACAACCCCAACCCUCUGAACCUCAGCACCAAAGCUGCGCUGACCCUGCUGAGGUCCAAACAGAGGAGGAACACUGACCACAUGUACACAACGGCGGCCAUGUCGCCACCCAGCUCUGGAAAACUGGUGUCAUCUGUGGCCUGGAAGCUGAGAUUUGAUCAGUUGAAGCCAGAGCUGAUGCCGGUUGAUGUCAGUAACUUUGGGAGGAAGAUGAAGGGAGUGGUGUCGUGGGACCGUUCGAAGGAGGAGCAGGUGGAGAAGGAGGUUUCGGUCAAGCAGCCCGCCAACGAACCGACCCGCAUCAAGAUCUUCGAAGGCGGGUACAAGUCCAACGAGGACUACGUUUAUGUUCGCGGCCGCGGUCGAGGGAAGUACAUCUGUGAGGAAUGUGGCAUCCGCUGCAAGAAGCCGAGCAUGCUGAAGAAACACAUCCGGACACACACCGACGUUCGGCCGUACGUCUGCAAGUUCUGCAACUUCGCCUUCAAGACCAAAGGAAACCUGACGAAGCACAUGAAGUCUAAAGCUCAUAUGAAAAAGUGUCUGGAGUUGGGAGUCUCCAUGUCUUCAGUCGAGGACAACGAGGCAGACGACGCCGACAUUGGAGAGGACGGUCAGCGGUCUGAGAAGAUGUCCAGAGGUGCGAUGGCAGAUCACCAAUUCUCAGAUGCCGACGACUCCGACGGCGGCGAGGAAGACGGCGACGAGGUGGACGACGAAGACGACGAGGAAGACGACUACGACGGCGACUCCACCCCGAAGACUCGUUCACGCUCCACCAGUCCGCAACCUUACGGCCUUCCCUCCAUGUCCAUCACAGCCGUGGCUUCCUCCCACCCGGCUCCUCACCUCUCUCAUCAUCACUCGGCGGCCGACCUGCUGGGUCACCAUGCCAACAAGCCGCCGCUGUUCGGCUACUUCACCACCGUGCCGAGCAUCCAGAUCACUCCGCAGGCGCCGCUCAGCGACCGGGAGCGAAGCCAGGCGGAGUACCACCGAAGCCUGCAGGGGGCGCUGGGCGGCAGGCUGCUGGCGCCUCCCUCCUCCAUGGACGAAGACCUCUCCAUCCCCUCUCCGGACCUCUCCUCGCCCUCCUCCCGCCUCUCCUCGCCAGGUUUGGACCACUCCGGCUGCCCAUCCCCCAUCUCUCCAUCGUCCUCGCCCUCGGCACGACGGUACCUCUCCCCACGUCGAGACCUCUCGCCUCGGGCCGGACACCUUUCGCCCAGAAGGGACAUCUCCCCUCUGCGUCACAUCUCCCCUAAGAGGGAGCUCGGAUACAGACGAGACCUCUCCCCCAGGAGGGGACAUCUCUCGCUGCUCUCCCCUCUCUCUCGGCCCACAUCGCCAGCAGGGAGGGACUACAAGCGCGACCUCUCGCCGCGAGGCCGCCACAAGGGGAUGAUCCGACCUGUUUCUCCUCGCAGGGGGCUUCACCACCAAAGCCAGCAGAGCGGAGCGCGAGGCCUGAGGCCGGUUCACCAGGCCGGUCUGCCGGGUCAGGCAGAGCUCAGCAAUGUGGGACGACACAGAGCCAGUACAGAAAUGGAGACGGAGUAUCGUCCGGGUUCACCGUCGCCAGGGGAACAGGAACAGGGCAAUCGCCAUGGCAACCAGUCCAGCCCACCUCACCAAGUUCUGUUCAGUCACCUUCCCCUCCACUCUCAACUCCAGGUGCGUUCGCCCUACCCGAUGAUCCCCAUCGGAGGGAUCCAGAUGGUACACUCCGUCCCCUCGUCCGUCACCACUCCUCUGGCCCAGCAGGGGGCGCAGCAGGCCGCGUCCCGCCUGCCGCUGCAGAAGAGCACGUCGGAGGACUCCACCACCAGCGAGGCUCCGCACUUCACCUCCGUCACCUCCGAGAGGGGAGGAAGAGGAGGAGGAGGCGAGAGGCUGAGGGAGCUGCCGUCACCUCACCCCUUCCUGCAGGAGAAGGAAGGAGGAGGAGGAGGAGGAGGAGGAGGAGGAGGAGUGAGGCUGGAGCAGGAGGAGAGCAUCCACACCUGCACCAAGGCCAUCGCCUCGCUCUGCAUCGACUCAGAGGAGCACGCUGAGAGGCGAGGAGGAGGUGGAGGAGGAGGAGGAGGCCCUUCAUCCUCCCCUUCUUCUCCUCCUGACUCCCAACUUCAUCAUCAUCAUCAUCAUCAGCAGCAGCAGCAGCAGCGCUCCUCAUCCAUCUCCAUGUCGGCUCCUUCUCCUCACCCUUCGCCAUCGCCUCCACAAGCUCCCGGGAUUCAGCACUUUACCGGCCUCGAGCUCAGGCCUCCCCACCCUUCCCCUUCAUCCUCGCCUUCCUCCUGCUCCUCCUCUUCCUCCCCUCAUCCUCACCCUCACCCUCAUCCUCACCCUCACUCUCCCAGCCCCGGAUCUGAAACCUCCAUCCAGCAGCAGCAGCAGCAGCAGCAGCAGCCUCCAUCUGCAGCGUCCAAACCUCUCAGGCUGGAGAGAGACAGGGAGGCGGCAGAAAGCACAAACAGGAGCAAAGACGUGUCGUAGUUCCUGCAGCAGAAGAAGAAGAAGAAGAGGAAGACGAAGAAGAAGAAGAAGAAGAGGAGGAGGAGGCGAUUAAUAAUAAUAGAACGGAUGGAUUUCUUCUGUAUUUCAUUCGUUUUUUGGAUAAUAGGAAGGGAUGAAGUGCAACAGAGAGAGAAACAAACACUUUUUUUGCACACUUUACACUCACAUAUUCUUCUAUUACACACAUGCACUCUCUCUCUCUCUCUCUCUCUCUCUCUCUCUCUCUCUCUCUCUCUCUCUCUCUCUCUCUCUCUCAUAUACAUACAAAG
Molecule: messenger RNA, 8115 nt
Organism: Scomber japonicus (chub mackerel)
Lineage: Eukaryota; Metazoa; Chordata; Actinopteri; Scombriformes; Scombridae
Gene: hivep2a
Product: HIVEP zinc finger 2a
Exons: 13
Coding region: 305-7825 (2506 amino acids)
Biological process (GO): regulation of transcription by RNA polymerase II
Cellular component (GO): nucleus
Molecular function (GO): RNA polymerase II cis-regulatory region sequence-specific DNA binding; DNA-binding transcription factor activity, RNA polymerase II-specific
Source: RefSeq, a predicted model, not a curated record